Biomphalaria glabrata is the source of this 7689-nucleotide messenger RNA. RefSeq lists its product as uncharacterized. The coding region runs from base 4442 to 5494 and encodes 350 amino acids. Lineage: Eukaryota; Metazoa; Mollusca; Gastropoda; Planorbidae. The transcript is spliced from 5 exons. The record is from RefSeq and is a predicted model, not a curated record.
UUGUAACCACGCUCCCGCGCUACACUAAUGGUGCGCAUCUGAGCACUACUGAACACGACUAGUGAAAGACAUAUUGAGACAGGAAGAAGGACUGUUGUGAGCCGGCUAAAAGUCAUGGGAGUCUGAACAGUCUGGUGCUGAGUGCUGUCCUGUGUGAUACUAGGAAACUGUGUGUGAGACCUGGAGCGACACUGGGAAGUGUGUCGGUGGUCUGUUCUGUGUUCUGAUUUGACCAUUUCUUUGCUAACUUUAAAGUUCAAUGCUCACUUAAAGUCAGGAUUUAACAAAGAAAAAAAAGAGAACCAGAAACAAAAAAGAAAGGUGCAUAUAGUAUACAAGACAGAAAGAGAAUGGCCGAACAGGACUUAGUGUUAGUACUGCUAAAGAAACAUAAGAAAAAGAAAUGCGAAGAGAGUGAUUCUAACUCCAGUGAUAGAUCCAGCGACAAUGAUGAUGAAGUUUCUUCGUCCAGUGAUUCUAAAUCAAGUGAAAGAUCCAGCGACUUAGAGGAUGACUUUAACUUUGACCCGAAGGUAGAUUCCGAUUCUUCAUCGGGGUCAAGCUCUUCAGAUUCAUCUUCAUCUUCUGACUCAGAAGCUAAAUCAAGACGGGACAGGGUGCUCAAAGAGAAAGAGAGGAAGGGGGAAAAGAAAAAAAAGAGAAAAUAAGAAAAGUCGUUAUCAUUUAUUUUAGUUUCUCAACUCUAUCAGUUAUGUGGACAGUAUGCGUUUUCAUAGGUGAUUGGUUAAAAAGUCCGAAAUAGAUUCAAUAUUAAAUAUGACCUAAGAUUUCGCUCAAUAUUUGUAGAUAGCAUUUCUCUCAACUCUACUACUGUCAUUUUAUUAGCAGCCCCCGUAAAAGGAAAAGCCGCUAUUAGGUUUGUGCAAAAUGUCCGCCUGUCCGUCUGUCACACUGAGAUCUCAAAAUCUAGAAGAGAAAUAAACAAUCUUAUUUCACCAUGCGUUGUGGCUUGCAAAGUUUAGGUGCAACGGCUUGUUUUUUUUUUGUUUUCUAAGGGCAGACCGUUUAGUUUGAUUAGUGCUUCCAUCAGCGUAAAAGCAGCUUUUUUUUUUCUUUGUAUUAUGUAUUGUCCGUCACGUUUAUAUUUAAAAAAAAAACAACACUAAAAUCUAUUGAAAAUCUGAUUUAACCCUUAAUGUUCCUUCCGGAGCAUUGCAACAGUUUUAAGUAUCUAAAAUAGAUUGUUCUGGAUGUUUUUGUGAAAAAUAAAUAAAUGCCAACAAAUGUUUGUAAUCUCUUCUAAUGUAUUUUGCAUUUAAUUUUCGUACUUAAAAGUUGCAAAAACUCAUGAUCAAUAAUAUGCCUAUACUGACUUAUAUUUCAUUAACUAUAAAUUUGUAUUUGUUCCGGAUAUUGUUUUAUAAAAAAUAAAUUACGUCAAAUGAUUGUUUGAAAUCGCAUAAUUGACUUAUAUUACAAUUAUAUAUAAAAGUGUGUGUGUAUAUAUAUAUAUAUAUAUAUAUAUAUAUAUAUAUAUAUAUAUAUAUAUAUAUAUUGUUAUAAACCUGGUGGUGGCACAGAUGGGGGUAGUGGUGUGAGUGUAGUCAGCCGACGCAAAUCGCCCCAGGCCAGCGCUAGACGAGCGGUCAACCGUGACGAGUUACGAUGGUCAGCCGAGACGAGUGUCAACACAGUGGUUCGGGAAGGAUCGACGGCGGUCCGGGAAGGAUCGACGUCGUGAACAGAGCUCAGUAGCGUCACGAGAGUUGUAGUUAUCUGACCACCUAGAAACGUCGAGCGGCGUUCUAUCCGGUUCGAGAAGGCCAGUAGGGACCCUAUAUAAGAGCGGAGGUGUCGCAGUCAAGACGGUUCACGGCAGGGGUUCGGAGCCCGGUUCACUACAGUCCGGUCGACUACAGCACAGUUCAGCGGUGUGGUUCUGUACGGAGCAUUACGACGGUUCAGUGCGGAGUACUGUCAAGUACAGUUGAGACGGCUGGCGUCUUGAUCUUGGUCUGUGAUCGAGUCCGACACAACGAGCCUAGUGUGUGAAGUCAGUCCUGAACUGUUGAACCCAGUGCAAGCCCGGAACGAGACGUUGAGGCCAGUGCAAGAGUUGAUACGGCGGAACGGUGUUAUCGGAGAGAUAUUUGUACAGUGUACGUGUUGCCAAUUGUACAGUAUUGGCUGUUAUUUAUCGACAUUAAACUAUUACGUUACUUUGGAGCCCUGAGUUGUCAAGUUCUUUAGGUUGGUGGUGUAUGGUGCAGUUUGCAGAGAGCCUGGAUAUUGAGAGUCGUAACAACUGGUGUCAGAAGUGGGAUCGGAUCGGAAUCGGAUUGGAUCGGAUCUACUAUGGCUCGUCUGAAACUGCUGUACGAACUUGAAUUUAGAGAACUGAAGCAAGAACUCCGAGAUCGAGAUCUGAAAACGAGCGGAAAUAAAGAAACCUUACAAGCACGCCUCCGAGAUGACAUUUUGGAAGAAAAAGAAGAUCCGGACACAUAUCUUUUUGAAGUCGAACCUAACUUGCUGGAACAGAUCAAUUCCAAGCUAGAUGCCAUGAACACCAAGAUAGCCGCUAUGAACCAACGCAUACCUGCUGUAGAGGAGAGAAUCAUCAACUCAGACGUUCGUUCAGAUGCUAAAACCAGAGAGAGGAGCCUUGGUGGUGAUCACGAGGACCCAUUGAAACCUGACGAAGCCGUUGAGAGACAUAUGCAAGUCGAGAGAUACCAGCCAGGUCCGAACCUAACAGACGUUGGUCCAGCUGCCAAGACUAGAGAGGAAAGUCCUGAUGGUGGUAAAGAGAAUCCAAGGCAGUCUGACGUUGACGUUGAUGGACAUUUGAAAGACGAAUGUCAUCGACAGGGUCUGAAACCAACAAGCGAUUGGCCCGAUACUGAGACGAGAGAGAGAGGUCCUGAUGGUGGUGAAGAAAGCCGAAUGGAGCCUGAAGCUGAAGACGAGGGACCUUUUCACGAGGAGUGUUACCAACCUGCCCCACGAGCAUGCCCUCCAGACAAGGCUGAAGAUGAUGACCUGUCCCACAAUUCCCCGCCCUGUGGAUUUGAAGCCCAUCCCAGUCCUUCUUCGCAAAGCCCUAUGAAGCCACCUCUUUUGCCAACGAUCUUGGUAUCCCCAGCCCUUACAUCCUAUACCUCUCCAUGUGUCAAGUGGCUGUCCUCAGUACCGACCGACAAGAGAGCGAUGCAACCACAACGUCACUGCAACAAGAGGGCGAUCAACUGGAUGAAAAGAAGAAGGCGGCGUUUGCGUAGUCCAACGUGCAUGGUGAUUCUACCAAGAAAUAACUGCAGCCACAUGAAGACCAACUGGCGGAGAAGAAGAAGAAGGCUACUUUUGCUGAGUGCAACAUGGAUGACGAUGCGACAACUACAUUGAUGCAACCAGAUGAAGGCUAACUGGAGGAGAAGAAGAAAACGUUUUCUGAAUUCAACGUAGGUGGCGAUGAAAGCACGACGUCCAUGCAACCAGGUGAAGGCCAAUUGGAAGAGAAGAAGGAAGCGACCAUUGCUGACUGCAACAUGGAUGGCUCCAUCAAGCUCAAGAGGCAAGCCUACUGCCAGCUAUCGACCCCCGCCUGCAGCGAUGAAGCUUCACUGCCAAUGUCAUGAGGUUGAUUCUGUCCGGGACGGACAGAUCUAAGGAGGGGGCAGUGUUAUAAACCUGGUGGUGGCACAGAUGGGGGUAGUGGUGUGAGUGUAGUCAGCCGACGCAAAUCGCCCCAGGCCAGCGCUACACGAGCGGUCAACCGUGACGAGUUACGAUGGUCAGCCGAGACGAGUGUCAACACGGUGGUUCGGGAAGGAUCGACGGCGGUCCGGGAAGGAUCGACGUCGUGAACAGAGCUCAGUAGCGUCACGAGAGUUGUAGUUAUCUGACCACCUAGAAACGUCGAGCGGCGUUCUAUCCGGUUCGAGAAGGCCAGUAGGGACCCUAUAUAAGAGCGGAGGUGUCGCAGUCAAGACGAAUCACGGCAGGGGUUCGGAGCCCGGUUCACUACAGUCCGGUCGACUACAGCACAGUUCAGCGGUGUGGUUCUGUACGGAGCAUUACGACGGUUCAGUGCGGAGUACUGUCAAGUACAGUUGAGACGGCUGGCGUCUUGAUCUUGGUCUGUGAUCGAGUCCGACACAACGAGCCUAGUGUGUGAAGUCAGUCCUGAACUGUUGAACCCAGUGCAAGCCCGGAACGAGACGUUGAGGCCAGUGCAAGAGUUGAUACGGCGGAACGGUGUUAUCGGAGAGAUAUUUGUACAGUGUACGUGUUGCCAAUUGUACAGUAUUGGCUGUUAUUUAUCGACAUUAAACUAUUACGUUACUUUGGAGCCCUGAGUUGUCAAGUUCUUUAGGUUGGUGGUGUAUGGUGCAGUUUGCAGAGAGCCUGGAUAUUGAGAGUCGUAACAACUGGUGUCAGAAGUGGGAUCGGAUCGGAAUCGGAUUGGAUCGGAUCUACUAUGGCUCGUCUGAAACUGCUGUACGAACUUGAAUUUAGAGAACUGAAGCAAGAACUCCGAGAUCGAGAUAUGAAAACGAGCGGAAAUAAAGAAACCUUACAAGCACGCCUCCGAGAUGACAUUUUGGAAGAAAAAGAAGAUCCGGACACAUAUCUUUUUGAAGUCGAACUUAACUUGCUGGAACAGAUCAAUUCCAAGCUAGAUGCCAUGAACACCAAGAUAGCCGCUAUGAACCAACGCAUACCUGCUGUGGAGGAGAGAAUCAUCAACUCAGACGUUCGUUCAGAUGCUAAAACCAGAGAGAGGAGCCUUGGUGGUGAUCACGAGGACCCAUUGAAACCUGACGAAGCCGUUGAGAGACAUAUGCAAGUCGAGAGAUACCAGCCAGGUCCGAACCUAACAGACGUUGGUCCAGCUACCAAGACUAGAGAGGAAAGUCCUGAUGGUGGUAAAGAGAAUCCAAGGCAGUCUGACGUUGACGUUGAUGGACAUUUGAAAGACGAAUGUCAUCGACAGGGUCUGAAACCAACAAGCGAUUGGCCCGAUACUGAGACGAGAGAGAGAGGUCCUGAUGGUGGUGAAGAAAGCCGAAUGGAGCCUGAAGCUGAAGACGAGGGACCUUUUCACGAGGAGUGUUACCAACCUGCCCCACGAGCAUGCCCUCCAGACAAGGCUGAAGAUGAUGACCUGUCCCACAAUUCCCCGCCCUGUGGAUUUGAAGCCCAUCCCAGUCCUUCUUCGCAAAGCCCUAUGAAGCCACCUCUUUUGCCAACGAUCUUGGUAUCCCCAGCCCUUACAUCCUAUACCUCUCCAUGUGUCAAGUGGCUGUCCUCAGUACCGACCGACAAGAGAGCGAUGCAACCACAACGUCACUGCAACAAGAGGGCGAUCAACUGGAUGAAAAGAAGAAGGCGGCGUUUGCGUAGUCCAACGUGCAUGGUGAUUCUACCAAAAAAUAACUGCAGCCACAUGAAGACCAACUGGCGGAGAAGAAGAAGAAGAAGGCUACUUUUGCUGAGUGCAACAUGGAUGACGAUGCGACAACGACAUUGAUGCAACCAGAUGAAGGCUAACUGGAGGAGAAGAAGAAAACGUUUUCUGAAUUCAACGUGGGUGGCGAUGAAAGCACGACGUCCAUGCAACCAGGUGAAGGCCAAUUGGAAGAGAAGAAGGAAGCGACCAUUGCUGACUGCAACAUGGAUGGCUCCAUCAAGCUCAAGAGGAAAGCCUACUGCCACCUAUCGACCCCCGCCUGCAGCGAUGAAGCUUCACAGCCAAUGUCAUAAGGUUGAUUCUGUCCGGGACGGACAGAUCUAAGGAGGGGGCAGUGUUAUAAACCUGGUGGUGGCACAGAUGGGGGUAGUGGUGUGAGUGUAGUCAGCCGACGCAAAUCGCCCCAGGCCAGCGCUAGACGAGCGGUCAACCGUGACGAGUUACGAUGGUCAGCCGAGACGAGUGUCAACACGGUGGUUCGGGAAGGAUCGACGGCGGUCCGGGAAGGAUCGACGUCGUGAACAGAGCUCAGUAGCGUCACGAGAGUUGUAGUUAUCUGACCACCUAGAAACGUCGAGCGGCGUUCUAUCCGGUUCGAGAAGGCCAGUAGGGACCCUAUAUAAGAGCGGAGGUGUCGCAGUCAAGACGAAUCACGGCAGGGGUUCGGAGCCCGGUUCACUACAGUCCGGUCGACUACAGCACAGUUCAGCGGUGUGGUUCUGUACGGAGCAUUACGACGGUUCAGUGCGGAGUACUGUCAAGUACAGUUGAGACGGCUGGCGUCUUGAUCUUGGUCUGUGAUCGAGUCCGACACAACGAGCCUAGUGUGUGAAGUCAGUCCUGAACUGUUGAACCCAGUGCAAGCCCGAAACGAGACGUUGAGGCCAGUGCAAGAGUUGAUACGGCGGAACGGUGUUAUCGGAGAGAUAUUUGUACAGUGUACGUGUUGCCAAUUGUACAGUAUUGGCUGUUAUUUAUCGACAUUAAACUAUUACGUUACUUUGGAGCCCUGAGUUGUCAAGUUCUUUAGGUUGGUGGUGUAUGGUGCAGUUUUCGGAGAGCCUGGAUAGUGAGAUUCUAACAUAUUGUUACGUAUUUCUGAAUCUUCUGGCUAGAAGUAUUAGUUGGCACACAAAUAAAAACACAGCAAAGAACUUGACGACUAAACUUUCAGUUUCAUAUAACUUUAAUGACUAUUAACUCUAACAAUUUAUUACUGUAACAUGUAGCGUAGAAGACUGUACAAUAUCUGUCAGUUUAUAGUUAGCUAUACUUUGUUGCAAUGCAUCUCUUCACUUCGUUGCAAUUCCUCUCUUCUCAACUUUCCUCGAGCCGUAUUCCACAGAACAGACCAACGACACACUUCCCAGUGUCGCUCCAGGUCUCCCAAAGCUGAACCAAGUCGUACUCAAGUCUACCGAAUCAGAGCCGCACACGUCUUACAUCGACUGUAUCGACUGUAACGGCUCAAGUCCACUGUAGUUCACUGUAUAGACUUUAACGACAGUAGUCCACUCCAGUUAACUCUACCCUAGUUAACUUGCAUCGAGUCGUACACAUUUCUCUUCCACAGAGCCGCACACGUCUUACAUAGUCUGUAUCGACUGUAACGGCUCACUCACGACUCCAUACGACUCACUUUCACAUUAACUUUCUGGCUUAUAUAGAGUCCCUAAUCGCUUCUCCAAAGUUGCACAAACACUCCUAGUAUCCUCUGGAAUAACAUGUCAGGAAACGUCACAUCCUGUCUUUAUUUAUACACGUAGAUUCCAGAAAACACUCGCUGCAGUGUCAUCAAGUCGGGGUCACACGUAGUGACCUUUAUCUGUCACUGUUCAUUAGUAACUGUCCCCCUACUUAGAUCUGUUCGUCCCCUGGAACAACACGUGUGGACACGUCACAUCCUGUCUUUGUUUGUACAUGUAGAUUCCAGGGAACACUAGCUGCUGUGUCAUCUCGCCGGGGUCAUACGUUGACCUCUACCUAUCACUGUUCAUUUGUAACAAUAUAUAUAUAUAUAUAUAUAUUAAAUGAAAUGCUAUAAUGUCUAUAAACCCUCGUCAACUCUCUCGUGUUAAAAACACGUUAAAACACAUGUUAAAACAUUAUAAGUCUAACUAGGCCGUGUGACGAAAUGAAAUAUUUUUUCCUUUUACGUUAUAGGGAAUUAAACCUUUAAAUGAAAUGUUAUAAUAACUCGGCACAUCAAUGUUUAUUAAAUUCCUCAACUUUCUGGUAUUAAAAAAAAAAGACAU